CGGGCAGAGCGACGCGGAGCCCCGCCGGCGGCGCGGACCCCGACGACGCCCCCGAGCCGCCGACGCCCCCUCCGCGGAGACCGCGCGCCCUGGGCCGCCCUCGAGGGUCGGGAGCGGCGCCCCGCCGCUGCCCUACAGGCCUCCCCUCUGCUGGGACCUUUAGCGGCCCCUCCGACCUAAAAGCUCGCCCACGGACGCCAUGUGGUGGGCUCCGAUGCCCCUGUCUACACCGCCACCUCUGCUGCCUCCGCUGCUGCUGCCGCCACUGCUGUCGCUGCUGCUGCUGGUGCUCGGGUGCGGGCCGAGGGCGGCCACCGGUGGCGGGACCGGCGGGGCAGCGGGCUACGCACCGGUGAAGUACGUGCAGCCCAUGCACAAGGGACCCGUGGGGCCGCCCUUCCGUGAGGGCAAGGGCCAGUACCUGGAAAUGCCUCUACCGCUGCUGCCAAUGGAUCUCAAAGGAGAGCCCGGACCCCCUGGGAAACCUGGGCCUCGGGGGCCCCCUGGCCCUCCUGGCUUCCCAGGAAAACCAGGCACUGGAAAGCCAGGAUUGCAUGGGCAGCCUGGCCCCGCCGGCCCCCCUGGCUUCUCCCGGAUGGGCAAGGCUGGUCCCCCAGGGCUCCCAGGCAAGGCUGGACCACCUGGGCAACCAGGGCUUCGUGGGGAGCCAGGGAUACGAGGGGACCAGGGCCUCCGGGGCCCCCCCGGGCCCCCUGGACUCCCUGGGCCCUCAGGCAUUGCUGUCCCUGGGAAACCGGGCCCCCCAGGGGUGCCAGGGCCACCAGGGUUUGGGGGGGAGCCAGGUCCUCAGGGGGAACCUGGGCCCCCAGGUGAUCGAGGCCUCAAGGGGGAUAAUGGGGUGGGUCAGCCAGGGCUGCCUGGGGCCCCAGGGCAAGGGGGUGCCCCUGGACCCCCUGGCCUGCCUGGCCCAGCUGGCUUGGGCAAACCAGGUUUGGAUGGGCUUCCUGGGGCCCCUGGAGAUAAGGGUGAGUCUGGCCCUCCCGGGGUGUCAGGACCCAGGGGGGAGCCAGGGGCAAUGGGCCCAAAGGGGCCUCCUGGGAUGGAUGGUGUGGGGAUCCCAGGGUCAGCAGGAGUGCCAGGGCCUCAGGGCCCAGCAGGGGCCAAAGGAGAACCAGGGACCAGGGGUCCUCCUGGCCUCAUAGGCCCCACUGGCUAUGGGAUGCCAGGACCGCCAGGCCCCAAGGGGGACAAGGGCCAAGCUGGGGUCCCAGGGCUCUUGGGGGACAGGGGUGAGCCAGGUGAGGAUGGGGAGCCAGGGGAGCAGGGCCCACAGGGCCUUGGGGGCCCUCCUGGACUUCCAGGCUCUGCAGGGCUCCCCGGAAGACGUGGGCCCCCUGGCCCUAAGGGGGAGGUAGGGCCUGGAGGACCCCCAGGAAUGCCUGGCAUUCGGGGUGAUCAGGGACCUAGUGGCCUGGCUGGGAAACCUGGACUCCCAGGAGAGAGGGGGCUUCCGGGGGCCCACGGACCCCCUGGACCAACUGGGCCCAAGGGCGAGCAGGGUUUCACUGGGCGCCCCGGGGGGCCAGGGGUGGCAGGAGCCGUAGGACAGAAGGGUGACUUGGGGCUCCCUGGACAGCCCGGCCUGCGGGGUCCCUCAGGAAUCCCAGGACUCCAGGGCCCAGCCGGCCCUGUCGGGCCACAGGGCCUGCCAGGCCUGAAGGGCGAACCAGGCCUCCCAGGGCCCCCUGGAGAGGGGAAAGUAGGGGAACCUGGCGUAGCUGGGCCUACAGGGCCCCCUGGAGUUCCUGGUUCCCCAGGACUCACAGGACCUCCUGGGCCUCCGGGGCCUCCUGGCCCCCCUGGCGCCCCUGGGGCCUUCGAUGAGACUGGCAUCGCCGGCCUGCACCUGCCCGACGGGGGAGUGGAAGGCGCUGUGCUGGGCAAGGGCGGCAAGCUGCAGUUCGGGCUGGGCGAGCUGUCGGCCCACGCCACUCCCGCCUUCACCGCUGUGCUCACCUCGCCCUUUCCUGCCUCCGGCAUGCCUGUUAAGUUCGACCGGACUCUCUACAAUGGCCACAGUGGCUACAACCCUGCCACGGGCAUCUUCACCUGCCCUGUGGGCGGGGUCUACUACUUUGCUUACCACGUGCACGUCAAGGGCACCAAUGUGUGGGUGGCCCUGUACAAGAACAACGUGCCAGCCACCUACACCUAUGAUGAGUACAAGAAAGGCUACCUGGACCAGGCGUCUGGCGGGGCUGUGCUCCAGCUGCGGCCCAAUGACCAGGUCUGGGUGCAGAUGCCCUCGGACCAGGCCAACGGCCUCUACUCCACCGAGUACAUCCACUCCUCCUUUUCAGGGUUUUUGCUCUGCCCCACAUAACCCGUGGGGCGCUGCUGCCCCGGCAUCCUCCUCUUUAGUGGUAGAGAGAACUUCUCAGUUACAAAGAAUCUGCAUUUAAAGAAAAAACCAAAGGCUGGACAGAGGUGGGAACAGAGGGGGCUCUGGCCUGAAGAGACUGACUUGGCUUCUCCCUCCGUGCAGGCUGAGGCUGUUUCUGGAAGAAGCUGGCCUGAGUCCCUCCUCGCCCCUGAGUGUCUGUGCACUGUUGGGGUUGUGACUCCCUUGCUGCCCUGCCUGGCCUGCAGGCAGGGCCCCAGCACACUCGGUCCAGCUGUCGGGGGUCCCCGAGUCCCAAGUCCCGGGCUCUGCUGGGUGGUGAAAGACGCUGCUUCUCUGUGAGUCAGAGCUGAAAGAGGACUGAGCUUCCCCUUCCACCCCCUUGGGCGGUAGGGGGCACAUAUCGGCAAACCCCGCCCUUCCUGCUGGCCCCAGAUGGCACCCGCUUAGGGAAUGGGUCUUAGCCUCCCUCAGUUUGUGGCUGGGGCUCUUCUAGCUCCCCUGGGACUUCCAGCAUAUGGUGGUGGGUCCCUUGAAGAGUUUCCCUCCAGGGAAAGGGAGAGGAGGGGGCCAGUGUGGACACCCUGCCACGACAGCCAUCCCAGGCAUGGUGCUGUGGCGCCAGGCAUGUAGAGGUGCGUGGCCCCUUCUGCAAAAUCCUGGGAGGACCGUCCCCCUUCCAUGGCCCCAGUGCAGCCAUGGGGGGCGGGGUUUGUGUGGGGCUGGGGCUGGCCCAGGAUGGCAGGCCUUCACCGGCAUCUCAUUUCCUAGGCUGCCCCCACCAGCUCUGGCUUUGCUCAUGGAAAGGGUGGCUGCCCGGGCCCCUGGGGAGGGGCACAGGCAGGGUCCACUGUCGGUAAGUGGGGGUGAGUGGGAGUAUUCCUCCCUUCAUCUCCUUUUGCCCCCUGGGAGGGCUGAUUUUCUCACACAAAAUUGUAAGGGAUCCUUGCCACCCCCAACCCAAGUGACCCAGAGUAGGCCUUUCAUUUGGCCCUCAGAACAAGGUGCACACGAGCUUGGGGGCAAAGGCUCCGCCUGCUCUUCCUUAAUAAGAACCACAUGUAUGUGUCUACUGAAGGGGUUAACUGGAGGGGCUUCCUCUCCUCCCGCCUCUGGUUCCAAUUUCCUGCUCUAAGCAGGAUUAGGGCCCGGGAGGCCGAGGCUGUGGGGGAAAGGGUGCCAGCAGGCCCCUCUGGAAUGAACUGGCUCUGGGUGUUUCAGCCGUUCCCCCAGUCAGAGCUCCUCUGCAAGAGACAGGCAGGACCCUCUCCCCUCUCCUCAGCCCCCAGUCCAAGUUGAGUGGGUAAAGCUGAGGUCAGUGUUGGAGACGGGGUGGUGGGCACGCACGUAAGGAUGGCCCCUCUCCCAGUGGCGGGGACCUCCCCAGGCCAGCCCACCUCCGCAGACCAAGCGUGAGCCUGGGUCAGCCAGCGCGACAUGCCACACUGCCGUCUGUGUCGAACACUGGGGGUGACGGCUGGCUCGACCCGCUGAGCUGCAGCUCCCACGGGCCCCUUGCCGGUCCUCCUCCCCCAACCUCUCCCAGCAGAGCAGGCCAUUCGACUACUCAGGCUACUGUUCAAAAGGAGAAAUGACAAUCCGAAUCUGCCCAAGUGACACUAUAAGAACAGGUCUUGGUUGGGGUUCACGGGGGAUCCCUUACUCCCGAACGCCGGAGAGAGCUAUCUCAAACCGUACCUGGUGGGCCCUUUGCUCAGCCUCCUCCCUGGGUCAGAGCCACGGCCUUCUGACCUGUCAGGGAGGGGUGCUGAUGGGCCAACGUUCAUCCGGCCCCGGUGGGAACCCAGGGGACUAAGGAGGGUUUAGGGGAGCCAAAAAAGCUAUUUCACAAAACUGAGUUUCUGCUAAAAGUCACUCCUGACGCCUUUGAGAGGAGUGGCUGGUGCUUCUCAAAAUGUUAUGUUCCAGGUGUUGUCUACUUAAUUGGCCAGCUUUGUUAAAUGAUGUCAGGUUUGAACAAUGAAAACUACA
Phyllostomus hastatus (greater spear-nosed bat) is the source of this 4354-nucleotide messenger RNA. It is a transcript of the gene COL8A2, whose product is annotated as collagen type VIII alpha 2 chain. NCBI's taxonomy places the organism in Eukaryota, Metazoa, Chordata, Mammalia, Chiroptera, Phyllostomidae. The record is from RefSeq and is a predicted model, not a curated record. The transcript has 4 exons. Bases 200 to 2344 code for a protein of 714 amino acids. Gene Ontology annotation, molecular function: protein binding.